CUCUACGCAUGCGCGAUCUUGAAUUUGUUGCGUGUGCGGGGUUUUUUUUUUUAAACAUUGGUUCAGAGAUUUCUCUGCGCAUGCGCUCGUCGGGUCUCCUCGGGCCUACUGCUUGUGCCCGGAGAGAGGUCAGAGGUCACGGCAGUGGCAGGAGCAUCCAGAGAAGAAAGAGGCGGCGGCCUGUAGGUGGAUCCAUCAUGGCGGCGGCUGAGAUAGAAGUGGCUUCUUGAGCUCUUGUGUAGAAGUUUUCGACCAUGCACAGUUUAGCGACGACUGCGCCUGUGCCAACAGCGCUGGCCCAAGUUGACCGAGAGAAGAUUUAUCAAUGGAUUAAUGAGCUUUCCAGCCCUGAGACUCGUGAGAAUGCACUACUGGAGCUUAGUAAGAAGCGAGAGUCAGUACCUGAUCUUGCCCCAAUGCUGUGGCACUCAUUCGGCACAAUUGCAGCACUCUUACAGGAAAUUGUAAAUAUCUAUCCAUCUAUAAAUCCACCAACUUUGACAGCUCAUCAGUCCAACAGAGUCUGCAAUGCUCUGGCUCUUCUGCAGUGUGUUGCAUCACAUCCAGAAACUAGGUCAGCCUUUCUUUCUGCUCACAUACCCCUUUUCUUGUAUCCCUUCUUGCAUACUGUUAGCAAGACUCGCCCCUUUGAGUAUCUGCGACUCACCAGCCUUGGAGUCAUUGGGGCCUUGGUGAAGACAGAUGAGCAAGAAGUAAUCAACUUUUUACUGACAACGGAAAUUAUCCCUUUGUGCUUACGCAUUAUGGAGUCUGGCAGCGAACUUUCCAAAACGGUUGCAACUUUUAUUCUACAGAAGAUCUUGCUAGAUGAUACGGGGCUGGCUUACAUCUGUCAGACUUAUGAGCGAUUUUCUCAUGUUGCAAUGAUACUGGGUAAAAUGGUCCUGCAACUUUCCAAGGAGCCUUCUGCCAGGCUGCUGAAACAUGUGGUCCGUUGUUACCUUCGCCUUUCUGAUAAUCCAAGAUGUAGGGCACGGGAAGCCCUCAGGCAGUGCCUUCCUGAUCAGCUGAAAGACACCACUUUUGCCCAGGUUCUGAAAGAUGACACCACCACCAAGCGUUGGCUGGCGCAGCUGGUCAAGAAUCUGCAGGAAGGCCAAGUCACCGACCCCAGGGGCAUUCCCCUUCCUCCACAGUGACAGCCAAGAAAGUGACCGAACCCAGGAGGAAAACAGCUCAGGUUUACAGAGAGCCAGGAACCAAUGACCUCUUCCAGAUCCUGUCAGGCAUGCAUGGGCAGCUCCUCGGACUGUCGAUAGCCACCCGGACUGCAGCCCGUUCUAUAGCAGCUUUUCACCAUGCCUCUUGAGGAUUAUGACACCAGCAAACACAGUUGGGACAGAGAAGCCCUUUAUUGGGUGCGGGCUUCAUUGCAGUAAUCAGUUGUGCAGCAGUUUUGGCGGAACCUCUGCCAAUGGCAUGUCUCCCUGUCUGGUUCAGUGUGGCAGGCUUGGGAAGUGUCCCUCAGUUUUUUUGUUAUUCAGUGUUUACAUGUGAGUUCAAUAAAGGUCGGUCUGGUCAUUGGACCUUAGGAGUACCUUUUGAGCUGCACGUAGCUCUAAACAGAGAAGGCGUGUUUACCUCUUUCCAACUGGGAAAAUGCUUUUAAUAGAAGAGACCCCCAUUAUUCCUUAGGACAGCUGUUGCGGUUUGGGAACCUUUGAGUUUUAACUCGCAGGGGGAGUAGGACAGUAUAAUAUAUGCUCAUCUUUUUAAAAAUUUCCCUGGUAGGUUGGAAGGCAAUGAUUUCCUGGACUGUAUUCCUUUGGCCAAACGUUAGAGCAGCCCCUGCCUCUGACUGUAUAUGAUCUGGUGUCAAAUAUUCCACCUCCACUCCCUUCCUCAUUGAUAAGAUCCAGAACGCUGCCCAAACAUUCCUCUACGGUUCAAGCUGCGUCAGAGGGGAGAAGUUACUGCAUGUGUGCCAUGGCUCAGCCACCACCAAGUCAUAAGGCCUUCACUACGUUGCAGCCAAUGCCUCUGGUUAGUAUAGAGUUAAUGCUACGAGUGAGCAGACAGCACAGGGACCAAGAGGCAUUUCAGACAGAAAAGGCUGGAGGUAUUUUAGUCUCGCUGGCUGGCAAUGGAAAGUGUAAUGGCUGCAAAACUCAAGGGCUCUCGUGCUCCCUAUCCUGUUUUUACCGCGCUGCCAGGCUAAGUGCAUCCAAUUCAUUGAACCUAACCCCAUUUGUUGGCGUCUCUGCCUUGGCUGAGGAGCCAUUAAGCAGUCUGCAAAGGCAGCCUUUUGCCUGCCCUCUAAAGAAUAGAAGCAAAAUAAAAGAAGGGGGGGGGAGGGUGUACGGAGAAGAAAUAACCCAGGCUGUCUGUCAGUUGCUCAACAGCAUUGGAAGCAGGUGGCUUCUGGGCCCUUGCCAGAAUUCUUGGCCUCAGCACCUGCUGCUGUUUUGGGUGGGAACAUAUCUUACCUUUUAAAAACGUUGCUGGUAGCUGGCCAGACCAUGCCAAGAGUGUCUUAACACUUUCCUCUCUUCAUGAACUGCUUUUGCUUUUGCAGCGGGUCCCAGUUUUAUAACAGCUUCGUCUUUCCAUCCCUUCCUUGAGUGGACUUUGCCAACUGCUUCUGUUUUGUAACUUAAAUAAAAAAAAUAAGCCAAA
Heteronotia binoei (common prickly gecko) is the source of this 2637-nucleotide messenger RNA. RefSeq names its product CCR4-NOT transcription complex subunit 9 (gene CNOT9). Bases 255 to 1160 code for a protein of 301 amino acids. The record is from RefSeq and is a predicted model, not a curated record. NCBI's taxonomy places the organism in Eukaryota, Metazoa, Chordata, Lepidosauria, Squamata, Gekkonidae. Gene Ontology annotation, cellular component: P-body; CCR4-NOT complex; CCR4-NOT core complex. Gene Ontology annotation, biological process: negative regulation of translation; mRNA catabolic process. The transcript has 8 exons.